Fopius arisanus is the source of this 1559-nucleotide messenger RNA. Its product is annotated as speckle-type POZ protein. Gene Ontology annotation, biological process: regulation of proteolysis; proteasome-mediated ubiquitin-dependent protein catabolic process. Gene Ontology annotation, molecular function: ubiquitin protein ligase binding. Gene Ontology annotation, cellular component: cytoplasm; nucleus. The record is from RefSeq and is a predicted model, not a curated record. The coding region runs from base 392 to 1459 and encodes 355 amino acids. Lineage: Eukaryota; Metazoa; Arthropoda; Insecta; Hymenoptera; Braconidae. The transcript is spliced from 2 exons.
UCCAUUGCACAAUAAUCUAUUGAUACGAAGUGAUUAUUCAUAAGGAAAUUAUUUUUUAAUUUGGCUCAUUCCAUUAGUAUUAUUCCAAUUACAGUUCCGUUUUUGACCAUUGAAAUCAGGUUAGCCUUAUUAAUCAUAUAUUUAUGGUUCAAACGUGAUUUAAUAUUGUUAUAAUUCCCUGCUGAAUGAGUCAGAGGUGUAUAAUUCUAGAUCUAGAUAAACUCUUGGAUAAUCAAAAUUUCGGAGUUGAAAUGCUACUAUCCUGAAGGAUAAAGUCGUAACUAUAGAAUCUGCAGAAAUCAUUGGCAAUUAUUGCCUGAGGCUUUGAUUAAUCGAUUAUAUCGAGUUCGGCAUAUACCAUUUUUGCAUAUCGCGUAAGUUCUCGUUAAUUAUGGGAUCUUCAAAAGGAGACGACUGGACUUAUACUAGGAAGAGGACGGAGGAAACGAAAUACAAGUGGACGAUAAAGGAUUUUUCAACCAUCCCCCAAAAAUGUGGAGAUAAAAUUCAAUCACCUUCAUUCUUCACCGAAGACGGAGAACGAGAGUGGAAACUCGCGUUCUACCCUAGUGGUUGCAAUUUACUUCAUCCGGAUAGUGUAGGUCUUUUCGUGACUCCACUAAUGCCGGAAGAUGUGAAAUUUAAAAUUGAGUUGACAUUAGCUAUUUUCACGCCAGAGGAAAUGAUUAGAUCACGCAACUGUUUCAUUCAAUGGAAAAAAGACAUGCCGGACUGGGGCUAUCAAUGCUUCAUAAAGAGAUCAGAAUUGUUGUCAUUAAAAAAUUCCAAUGAUAGUAUCAUUAUCCAUUGCGAUAUGAGAAUAUACGACACUGCCGUCGUAUCAGCAUUUGACAACAUUUCUAGUGAUCUAAGUAAAUCACUUAAGUCGCAAAAGCGUUCAUUGAUCAAUGAUUUUCGUUCUCUUUUUACCGAUCCACAGUUCAGCGAUUUUCGCAUCAUAGUGGGGAAUGAAAUAUUUCAUGUGCAUAAGAAUAUUCUAGCAGCUCGGAGUUCCACUUUUGCAGUUAUGUUUAAACACGAGGAAAUGGAAGAAAAUCGUAAAAACGAGGUGAAGAUUGAAAAUAUGGAUUCGGAGCUGGUGAAAGGGAUGUUGGAGUAUAUUUAUACCAGUGAAGUACAAGAUCUUGAAAGGCUAGCCUGUGGACUAUUGGGGGCGGCAGAGCAAUACGACUUGGGUGGAUUAAAGAAUAUGUGCAUGGAUACUAUGUACAAUCUUCUCACUGCUGAGAAUGCCGCCGAUAUUUUGGUGCACGCCGAUCUUUACCGUAUUAGCCGAUUGAAAGAAGAUACUAUUAACUUCAUAAAAGAACAUCUCACUGAGGUGCAGUCCACGGAAAGCUUCCGAAAAAUUUCGAAUGCUGGUCUGUUAAUGGAAUUACUUCUCGCAAUCGGCAAACAAGAUGGCAAGACUAAUAAAACUGACGAAAAAAAUACUUGAAUUCGUUCUAUUACCUAUGGACUUUUGAUAUCUGUGUAUUAUUAUUUUUACUAUCAUUGCAAUUCCAAUAUUUUUACGAAAGCAAUGAAAUUUUGAUAUC